CAUAUCGCCUUCGCUCUCCCGGUGAGGCUGAAGGUGACAGAAGGAGGGUGAAGCGGGCGAAGGUGCCGGCCCCCGGUCAUCCCGGAGCUUCCGUCCGCCCUCCCUCCCUCCAUUCCGCCCUCCAUCCGGGGCCCCGCCGUGCAAGAUGCUGGCGGCGCGCCGGUUGGCUCGGGGGUCGCUCCCCGGGGGCGCCCUGAGGGGAUUCUCGGCACAGGCGGCCGCGCCCAAGAAGACGACAUUUGGGUCGCUGAAGGACGAGGACCGCAUCUUCACCAACCUCUACGGCCGCCACGACUGGAGGCUUAAAGGGGCGCUGAGGCGCGGCGACUGGUACAAGACGAAGGAGAUCCUGCUGAAGGGGCCCGACUGGAUCCUCGGGGAGGUCAAGGCCUCGGGCCUGCGGGGCCGCGGCGGGGCCGGCUUCCCCACGGGCCUCAAGUGGAGCUUCAUGAACAAGCCUUCGGACGGCAGACCCAAAUACCUGGUGGUGAACGCGGAUGAGGGGGAGCCGGGCACCUGCAAGGACCGCGAGAUCCUGCGCCACGACCCCCACAAGCUGGUGGAGGGCUGCCUGGUCGGGGGCCGCGCCAUGGGGGCCCGCGCGGCCUACAUCUACGUCCGCGGGGAGUUCUACAACGAGGCCUCCAACCUGCAGGUGGCCAUCCGCGAGGCCUACGAGGCCGGCCUGCUGGGCCGGGACGCCUGCGGCUCGGGCUACGACUUCGACGUGUUCGUGGUGCGAGGCGCCGGGGCCUACAUCUGCGGCGAGGAGACGGCCCUCAUCGAGUCCAUCGAGGGCAAGCAGGGCAAGCCCCGCCUCAAGCCGCCCUUCCCCGCCGACGUGGGCGUGUUCGGCUGCCCCACCACGGUGGCCAACGUGGAGACGGUGGCCGUGUCCCCCACGAUCUGCCGCCGGGGCGGGGCCUGGUUCGCCGGCUUCGGGCGGGAGCGCAACUCCGGCACCAAGCUGUUCAACAUCUCGGGCCACGUGCGCCACCCGUGCACCGUCGAGGAGGAGAUGUCCGUGCCCCUCAAGGAGCUCAUCGAGAAGCACGCCGGCGGGGUGACGGGCGGCUGGGACAACCUGCUGGCGGUCAUCCCCGGGGGCUCCUCCACCCCGCUGAUCCCCAAGGCCGUGUGCGAGACCGUGCCGAUGGACUUCGACGGGCUGGUGCAGGCGCAGAGCGGGCUGGGCACGGCCGCCGUCAUCGUCAUGGACCGAUCGACGGACGUCGUGAAGGCCAUCGCCCGUCUCAUUGAGUUCUACAAGCACGAGAGCUGCGGGCAGUGCACGCCCUGCCGCGAGGGCGUGGACUGGAUGAACAAAGUGAUGUGGCGCUUCGUGAAGGGGGAGGCCCGGGCGGCGGAGAUCGACUCGCUGUGGGAGAUCAGCAAGCAGAUCGAGGGGCACACCAUCUGCGCCCUGGGCGACGGUGCCGCCUGGCCCGUCCAGGGCCUGAUCCGCCACUUCAGACCGGAGCUGGAGCGGCGAUUCCAGCGCUUCGAGGAGCAGCACGGAGCCCGCCAGGCCGCCGCCUGACACCCCCCGCGCCGCCCCACCAAAUCCACACACUCCCCUCCUCCCCCCGCGAGUAAAGUUACUGCCGUCCGGCCCGGGCGGCCGCCGUUUCCCCGCGUCCCGUCCGCCCCCCGGCCGGAUCCUGCUCUGAUUUCUGAUUAAAUUCAUUCGUUCGGUCGUA
Molecule: messenger RNA, 1700 nt
Organism: Tachyglossus aculeatus (Australian echidna)
Lineage: Eukaryota; Metazoa; Chordata; Mammalia; Monotremata; Tachyglossidae
Gene: NDUFV1
Product: NADH:ubiquinone oxidoreductase core subunit V1
Exons: 10
Coding region: 146-1540 (464 amino acids)
Biological process (GO): mitochondrial electron transport, NADH to ubiquinone
Molecular function (GO): FMN binding; 4 iron, 4 sulfur cluster binding; NAD binding
Source: RefSeq, a predicted model, not a curated record